AUUUCAUUCUUUCUUAAAACCUCCACAAUCUCCCUCGUGUGGGUUUUGGUUCAUUCGUUCUAUCGAUGGAUACUUUUUUAAUAUUUGACUCAACUAGUCAACGCUUUGGUGUAGCAGCUGAACACAUAUACGACGUAAACAACAAUACCAAGUUACGUUUUGGUGGUAAAAUUCGCCAUGGAGAGUCGGAUCCUUCGGGCUAUGUUACUGCGGAAUAUGACUUUACGGUUUCAAAGGAAGACUUUCCUAUAAACAUCCGCGCUCGUGCAAUCUGUAAAAGUAACCAUUGCGUCGGUGACAUUCGUGCUAAAAAGAAGUUUGAAGUGGAUGACGACACUUCCUUAUUCUUCUUGGCAAAAGCUUCUACUCAGGAAUUGACAAAAGGAAGUUACAUUAUCGGUAAAGUUGGAGUGACUCGCGACUUUCGCUUGGGUGAGGACACGUUUCGUUUGGGUGCUUUAUGUGACCAAGAUGGUAACUGUCGAGGUGCCUUAAGGAAUCAAGCUUUGGGAAUCAAUACCAACUUUAAAGGCGAUUGGAAUCUAAGACUUGUAAUAUCAAAGAGUUCCAAGGAAGCUGAUAAGUUAUUCUUUGAUUAGAAAGGAUAAAUAUUGGGUUGACUAUUUCAUUGAAGUGUUUACUCAGUUUGUUAUUAUGUUUGUGCUACAACUCAAUUUUUCGUUUUCGAUCAUAAAAUACUAUUUUUGUGCUUUGUACAAAAUUCGUUGAUUGUGUUGUCGAA
Molecule: messenger RNA, 742 nt
Organism: Galdieria sulphuraria
Lineage: Eukaryota; Rhodophyta; Bangiophyceae; Galdieriales; Galdieriaceae
Exons: 2
Coding region: 66-599 (177 amino acids)
Source: RefSeq, a predicted model, not a curated record